Messenger RNA from Aureobasidium vineae, 2871 nucleotides. The record is from the annotation of a GenBank genome assembly. NCBI's taxonomy places the organism in Eukaryota, Fungi, Ascomycota, Dothideomycetes, Dothideales, Saccotheciaceae.
AUGUUCACCUUCACGCCGCUGUUGGGCGCGCAGUCCGAGUCAGCUGCCUCGCAGUCGCUGCUGGAGCUGGAUGGAGGCGUCAAGAUCCUCGUUGACGUGGGCUGGGACGAGUCUCUGGACGCCGACAAGCUCGUCCACAUUGAGCAGAACGUGUCAACCAUCUCGCUCAUCCUCCUUACCCACCCUACGCUAAACCACCUGGGCGCAUUCGCGCAUUGCUGCAAGCACAUCCCGCUCUUCUCAUCCAUCCCCGUCUAUGCCACUACUCCGGUCGUGUCGCUUGGUCGCACUCUCAUCCAGGACCUGUACGCCUCGGCUGCCCACCAAGCUUCAAUCGUCCCUGCCUCAGCUCUGGCCGAAUCGCUCCCCAAGUCUCAAGUUCUCGCCAACUUCCUGCUCCAACCUCCUACCGCCGAUGAGAUCGCCUCCUACUUCUCUUUGAUCAACCCUCUCAAGUACUCCCAGCCUCACCAACCUAUCCCAUCGCCAUUCUCCCCACCUCUCAAUGGCCUCACCAUCACCGCUUACAACGCUGGUCAUACUCUUGGUGGUACCAUCUGGCAUCUACAACAUGGCCUCGAAUCUAUCGUUUACGCUGUUGACUGGAACCAAGCANAAGAGAACGUCUUGUCGGGUGCCGCUUGGCUGGGUGGAGCUGGUGGAGGUGCUGAGGUAAUCGAGCAAUUGCGCAGACCUACUGCCUUGGUGUGCAGUACGAAAGGUGCCGAUCGAUCACAUCUCUCAGGAGGUCGUAAGAAGCGUGACGAUGCACUACUCGCAUUGGUUAAUCAGACCAUCUCAAACGGCGGCACUGUUCUGAUCCCCACAGACUCGAGUGCUCGCAUGCUCGAACUGGCUUACAUCCUGGAACAUCACUGGCGACAGGGAACCAAUGGUCCGAACCAAGAACUUUACAAGAACACUAAGCUGGCCUUUGCCGCGAAGUCGGCUUCUGCCACGCUUCGAUAUGCCCGGAGUAUGAUUGAAUGGAUGGACGAUGCGAUUGUUCGCGAGAUGGAGGCUGCCGUCCAAGGGAAGUCGGAAAACACCCAAAAGAGCCAGACUGGCCGUGACGAAGACACUCCCUUCGACUUGAGAUAUCUCAAACUGGUCGAGAAGAAGACGCAACUACAUCGCAUUCUUGACUCUGGGAAGCCCGCUGUUAUCCUAGCAAGUGACAAGUCUCUUGAAUGGGGCUUUUCUAAUGAUGCCAUCCGGAAGAUUUGCAACGACCCAAGGAACCUCGUCGUUUUGACCGAGAGAGCUGCGAACCCAUCACCAGAAAACAAGGGUAUCGGCCGCUUUUUGUGGGAGUGCUGGCGCCAGGCGGUUGAAUCACGAGAUGAGGACGCAAAUGUCGUGGAAGUGUCGGGCGCGCAAGCUCAAGUACGCCAGUUGGAUGUAGCACGUCUCGAAGGUGAUGAGAACCUCCUCUACCAACAAUACCUGGCUCGUAGACGUCAAAUGCACAGCACACUGCAAGGCGACAACACGCUCACAAAAGAAAACGCAGCGGAAUUGGCUGAUGACGGCUCAUCGACCAGCUCUGAAUCCUCUGAUGAAUCUGAAAAUGAACACCAAGGAAGAGCACUCAACAUUUCUGCAACUAUGACACACAGGCGGAAAGUAGGUCUGACAGAUGCUGAGCUUGGCAUCAAUGUCCUCCUACGACGCAAGAAUGUUUACGAUUAUGAUGUGCGCAACAAGAGAGGUCGCGAAAAAGUCUUUCCUUACGUCGCUAAACGUGGCCGCGCAGAUGACUUUGGCGAAGUCAUUCGACCAGAAGAGUAUCUUCGUGCUGAAGAGAAGGACGAUACAGAAGGCCAGGAUGCAGCAGAAGCCAAGACAGAAACUGCUGUUGGACAAAAGCGCAAAUGGGACGAGGUUGCACCUCGUGCUAUUCAAAAUGGGCGAACUGGCAAGUUCCCCGACAAGAGAAACAAGACCGAUGACCGAGAGUCUACGAACGCAAAGUCUACGAACCAGGAUCACGACAUGAAUGGCGACGCAGCUAGCGAGUCAGAGGAGUCCGAUUACGAGCCUGAAGAAUCCCUUCCGGAAGGACCACUCAAGGCUAUUUUCACCAAAGAAUCCCUGCAACUCAAUGUGAGAAUAGCAUACGUCGAUUUCUCUGGUCUACAUGAGAAGCGUGAUUUGCAGAUGCUUAUUCCACUUAUCCGACCGAGGAAGCUGAUUUUGGUGGCUGGAGAGGAAGCGGAAACUCUAGCACUUGCCGAGGACUGCAAGGCCUUGCUUGCAUCUGGUGAAGGCAAUGCUGUUGAUAUUCUCACUCCUAUCAUUGGUGAGACUGUUGAUGCCAGUGUCGACACGAAUGCAUGGACACUCAAACUCAGUCGAAAUCUGGUCAAGAAGCUCGCCUGGCAGAAUGUCAAGGGGCUUGGCAUUGUGGCUAUCACAGGUCGUCUCGAGGCUGUACAAAAGUUGCUCGCCGAUGCCAAUAGCAAUGGAGAUGAAGCUAUCAAGAGAAAGAAGCAGAAGAUGAUUGCAGGUGGUAACGAGACUGAUGCUCCUGACAUGGCUGAUGAAGCUGAUGUCGAGACCGAGCCUGUGCUUGAUGUGUUGUCGACCAACCCAUUGGCCAACAAUCAAGUCACAACACAGCCACUACAUGUUGGUGAUCUUCGACUUGCUGAUCUUCGAAAGCUCAUGCAAGCUUCUGGUCAUGCAGCAGAAUUCAGGGGCGAAGGUACACUGUUGGUUGACGGUGCUGUUGUUGUUCGCAAGACUGCUAAUGGCAGAAUUGAGAUUGAGGGAGGCAACUACAUGGCAUCUGCCGGACGCCGCGAAAGCGCAUUCUUUGCGGUCAGGCGCAAGGUGUAUGAGGGCCUUGCUGUGAUUGCCGGUAGUUGA